This is a messenger RNA of Symsagittifera roscoffensis, 1705 nucleotides long. Its product is annotated as dynein axonemal assembly factor 10-like. The transcript has 6 exons. The coding region runs from base 4 to 1116 and encodes 370 amino acids. The record is from RefSeq and is a predicted model, not a curated record. NCBI's taxonomy places the organism in Eukaryota, Metazoa, Xenacoelomorpha, Acoela, Convolutidae. Gene Ontology annotation, molecular function: ubiquitin binding.
UAAAUGUCACCCGCAGCCGAGAGUUCCGGUGUUGCCCAAACGUUCACCAAACCUCAGAUCAUAGCGCACGUGGAAAAGAGUCUUGAUUUCACCUUGUAUGACGCUAAGUGGAUACCUAGAAGUGCCAGAUUCAUUGUCUUAGGAUCGAGGCCACGCGGAACUGGAACUCUACAAAUUUAUGAGCUGACAUCAGGUGCCGGAGAAGUAAAAAAAUUAACCGACGUUGAGAAGACGAAUUCUUUCAAAUGUGCAACUUUUGGUGCCUCCUCUCUUCAGCACAGACAAAUCGCAACGGGAGAUUUUAAAGGAAAUCUUCAAAUAUGGGACAUCGAGAAUCUUGGGAAGUCGCCAGUGUUUUCACACGAAAGUGCUCAUUCUGAAAUCAUCAACACUAUCGAUGGCGCCGGUGGUCUGGCACAGGAGGGCUCCCCUGAACUGGUGACUGGGGGAAGAGAUGGCGCAGUAAGAGUGUGGGAUACGAGGCAGACUGAGUAUCCGGUCGCCAGAAUGGAGCCCGUAGAAGGAGAGGCAAAACGCGAUUGUUGGGCUGUCGCUUUUGGUGACUCACACAAUGCGGAAGACAGAACAGUAGGAGCUGGAUACGACAAUGGAGAUUUGAAGUUAUUCGAUCUGCGCAAAAUGGCAGUCAGGUGGGAAAAGAAUGUCGGCAAUGGAAUCUGUGGCCUGGAAUUUGACCGCAAAGACAUAUUGAUGAACAAGCUAGUGGCCACUACUUUGGAGGCCAAGUUCUAUCUGUUUGACAUGCGAACUCAACAUCCCACCAAGGGCUUCGACAUGCUGACGGAGAAGGCGCACAAAAGCACAAUUUGGGCGGUGCGUCAUCUGCCCCAGAACAGAGACGUGUUUGUGACUUGCGGAGGAAGCGGCGGAAUUAAUUUAUGGAAGUACUCCUACCCCUCCUCGCGAGUGAAGGAGAGCAGCGAGGGGGUGAAGGAGGGAGUGGUGGGGACAGUGGAGAGUGUGCAGAAUGUGAUCAUGUCCACCCAGCCCAUCUCCUCCUUCGACUGGAGUCCAGACAAGACUGGACUGGCAGUGUGCACUGCAUUCGACCAGACAUUCAGAGUCAUCAUUUGCACGAAACUCAACACGCUCUAAACUACAGACAUAAUUGCAAAACGUUUGGAUAGACAGAAUUAAUUAAGAAUUUAGAUCGCAUUACAUAAUUCAGAAAAGUUUUUUUAUUUUGGUUUUAAAGAAGUUUGUUUGUCUCGAAAUGUUAAUUAAUUCAGUCAAUCCGACUUCGUUGCAAUUUAUUAUGGCACGUGUCUGAAAAGAGUGACGACCCUUCGAGUUGAAUGGACGCAAAGUAUGUGGAUGUUGAAAUAAGUGAAGUGAUGUCUUGUUGACAUUAUUGGAUGAAGCUUUGUAUCAUUGAACUUGUAUCAUUGGACUUGUUCGUGGUGGUGUGUCUGUUUCAGCUUUUGGAACCAUUGACAGUUUGCUAGAACAUUUUUAGUCGAUUCUACCAUAUCAUUGUGAAAAUUGUCUUAGCGCUGAUUUGUAAGCUGUUAGAUAGUCUGUAUAAAAAAAUUUAAUAUUGAUUACUGCAGACUUGACAUUUUGCUUAACUUAAUUUGCAAUUUAAUGUCUGCCACGUCUUAUUGUUCAUUUUCAUGUUUAUCAUAUCAAUUGUACUUCGUCUUUUUGCAGAUGUAAAUAAACGCGUUGUUCAUUUGUAAAUAUG